Messenger RNA from Rana temporaria (common frog), 347 nucleotides. RefSeq names its product cytochrome c oxidase assembly factor 3 homolog, mitochondrial-like. The record is from RefSeq and is a predicted model, not a curated record. Lineage: Eukaryota; Metazoa; Chordata; Amphibia; Anura; Ranidae. The transcript is spliced from 2 exons. Gene Ontology annotation, cellular component: mitochondrial inner membrane. The coding region runs from base 1 to 240 and encodes 79 amino acids. Gene Ontology annotation, biological process: mitochondrial respiratory chain complex IV assembly.
AUGGUCAAGCUGACCUUGGAGCAGCUGGAGUACAUCAGACAAAAGAAUAUGGCUCAGUGGGCAAAGAUAUUGGGGAAGAUGAGAAGCAGAAAAAUCAUCACUGGCCUGGCCAUAGGCAGCAUUGUGCUGGGGAUCUAUGGAUACAACUUUUACUCUGUAUCACAAGAUUUUUUUUUAGAUGAACUAGAAGAGGAAGCAAAAGUGGCCCGAGCAAGAUAUCCAAAAAGAUCUGCCAAUUAAAUAAGGCAAUUGAAGAUUUGCUUUGAAUUUUUUAUGAUGCAUGGAUACCAACUUUCAGCCUGGGUCAAAAAGCCAAAGCAUUUGACUAUCUUGUCCUAUAAAACUCA